Colletotrichum spaethianum is the source of this 540-nucleotide messenger RNA. RefSeq lists its product as uncharacterized. The transcript has a single exon. Lineage: Eukaryota; Fungi; Ascomycota; Sordariomycetes; Glomerellales; Glomerellaceae. The coding region runs from base 1 to 540 and encodes 179 amino acids. The record is from RefSeq and is a predicted model, not a curated record.
AUGGCAAAUAUCUCCGCUUCUGGUGGCAUCCUCAGCUUCACACCUAAAAGCGGAGCCUACUACUAUGAGACCUUCCCUUGCCAGUCGCUGCAGAGCGACUCGUACACGCACGUACAACUUGAUAUCAAGGCACCAGUAUCGGGCGCGGCCUUUGCAGCUCAACUUAAUUGGGCCUCGACCUGUUCGGCAACAGCCAACACGAAAACAUCUUUCCAGGUCACCGGCCUUACCGGCGGCUGGCAGACACUCCGCAUCCCUCUGAGUAGCUUUGCCGGGGCGAAUCUCGACGCGGCCCUCUCUCUUGUCAUCGGAUCCUUUUCGUCUACCCAGCAAUGGCAAUUGGACAAGGUUCUGUUUGUCUGUGCCCAGAAGCCAACAACCUUUGCCAGUGAGUGCGAGUCGGCUGUCGCUUUCUCGGUCCUGACAUGCCUGAUACUGACCAUGUUCCCUAGCCACAACGCCUACCCAGGCCACUUCUACCCCGGCGCCAUCAACGACCCUGUCCACAUCCCCGUCAUGCUCGCCGCUCCUGGUGGAUGA